AUGGCCGCGGACGGCGUGAAGUUCGACAUCACCAUCUUCAUGGUUGACCACCAUCUGUUUGACGAGAUCGCGAGGGGGAGCGUGCGCAUUACCAAGGUCGCCGAGAUGAGCCUCUACAUCCUGGGCCACAGGGACAGCGCUGGCCCGAUGCCCCGCGCAGGGAUGACAGGGCUGGCGAGGAAGGUGACUGAACGGAUCGCCGCCGCCAGGGUAGAUUCCCACAACCUGAGGAUGACCGACUCCACCGUGGACGUCGACCUCUUGCCAGGCAUAUUGUCCGCCACAAUUGGCCACCAUAUUGGCGAGACAGACAUAGACGACGUCUAUGCGCGGGUCCGCGACGAUCUCGCAGCUGCGGCGGUGCCGAAGAGGAGGAAGCUUUCCGCGGCGCCCGACCCGCGCGCGCUGCUGGCUGCCGCGGUCCAGGGGGCCAGCCCCGAGCCCUCGGCGGUUGUGCCAGCUGGCGGGCCGCCCCCUGUCGGUGGCGCCCUCGCCCCGCGCGCUCAGCCCAGGCCGACGGCGGCCGUGUCCGCCGAGGACUUGAUACUCGCCAUCCAGCGCAGGGAGGAGGAGAUAGGCGCGGCGAGAAAGGAGCUGGAACGGGCGAAAGAAGCCGCCCGCUAUUACAAGGCGCGGGCGGCAGACUUGAAGGAGAGGCUCGACAAUUCCCAGUCGGAGCUGGCGCUCGCCCGCGCAAUGUCAAGCUUUCGCCCUGGGCGAAAAGUGGUUGAGUUUGGCGGGUACAGCUUGGCGCUGCGCAGGAACAGGGCGCGCGCGUCUGCCUUGGCGACGGCGGAGAUGGUGCUGGGGUGCGACGGCGAAGGGCAGGGUGGCAGGGCGCCCGUGACCAUGCGCGAGUAUAGACUUGCGGCGGCCAAAGUUGUCCGAGCCAAGGGGUUCUACAAGGCGUGUCUCCACGACCUGCCCCGCGCGUUGGACGUGCACCUUUUGAGAGGCGACGCCACGAACUCGGAGGCUGUCCAAAAGGCCAAGGUCCACGUCUCCAUCGUCCACAGCAGCGUCGGCAACAUCUCCGAGAUCAUGGACGCGAUCGGCCAGGGAACGGUUUCGCCAGAUGGCGUCGCCCCGUUCGUGGACACCCUGUCGACGACGGGGGGUCUUCUGGAGGCCCACCGCAACACUGGGGAGGAGACCUGCCAACAUUGCGAGCGACUUCGAGAGCAUCCACUGCCCGACGUGGAAGGAGGCCGCUGCACGGUCUAUUGUUUCGGUGUUGAUGCGGGCCCAGAUAACGUUGGGAUGCUGACCAGCAUUCGUCGGGACUUGGCGGGCGCUGACAGCGCGAUGUACCAGGCAGUGUUCUGUUUGCUCCACCAGUCGCACCUGAUCGUGAAAGACCUCCUUGCUCGGCUGGAGGAAUGGCAGCGGGGGCCACUGGGCGAGGACAGGCCCUACUGGGGAACGGUGGCCACGCUCGCCAAUGUUUGGCGUUCACGCGGGAUGCCCGCGAAGGUCCACGAGGCCGCGCUGGUGGAAUGCCCCGACCCCGCCAUUGCGAACAAAUUGUUCAAGAAGUUGCCCAGUAGACCGCUUCGGGGGCGCUGGGGCAGCAUCGCCGCCGUCGUGGGCCGAAUCGCGGGGGCGGCGCGGUACAUCGGAAGCGUGUUCCAGAGGGCGCUCGGGCCCAUUGCCGACGGCGAGGGGAGGGCCCCGCGGAGGAAAGGCGCCGGCGCAGACGAGGACCAGGCUUUCCAAGAGCAGCAGAAGAACUACAGGCAGACUGCUCUGGUCUGUGCGGCUUCGAACCUGUGGGCGGCCGCGGUCAUGAUAUCCGAGGCCGCGAAGCUGCCCCCGUCCGCAUACUUGGGGGCGACGCUCCUCUCCGACCUGGUGGCGAAGAAGGCGGGGUCGGUCUAUGCGGAGUUGGGGGCCCUGUUGGGCGAUGGGGCCGACGGCUCGGGCGACCCUUGGGGGCGCGUUUGGGAGCUUCUGCCAGAGGACCAGAAGUCCAGAGCGCGGCUCCUGAUCGUAUCGCUGGCGCUGAGAGCAAUUGGGGGGUGGCAGAUGAGGGUGCUUGAGAAAGUUGGGAGUUUUCCCUUCUGUCUCCUGCGCAUCCUCGAGAGGCCCCAGGUUGCGUCAUCCGAGGCUGCGGUGGCCGAGCGCAAAGCGAUCGCGCACCGUCUUCUCCACGCUCCGCGCGGGGAGCUCAGCGCCGUGACUGGCGACCUCGCUCUGGCAGUGAGGAAGAUGUUCUCGGUCGACUGGUCGGACAUGCAGCUUACUGGGGAGUGCUCAGGUCGGCUCUAUAGCUGGCUGCUGAUAGUGCGACCGCGCCUGCCGCAUGACACGCAGGACGUGGAAGGCAUGAACUCCGUCCUUCAGGGGAUGUGCGACGUCGCCCCGAACAUCCACAUCCCACUUGCUUCGGACCGCAUGCGGAUCAAGCUUGGUGCGCCCAUCUCCGCGGAGACCUGCGUGGACAUGCACCGCGCAAUCCUGGGCUGCCUCGCCUCGCAGAAGCAUGUGGAACGCUUCGUGGACUUCCCCGCCAUCCGCGACGACGUCGGGGUCAGCGGCAGCGCGGGGGGCGCGGCGGGGGCGCGCCCAAUGCCCGCGCCUUUGCCACCGAGGCCGCACGUGCGGGACGGGCUGGUGCAGGCCUGCAGGCACGCUGGGUCCAUGGCAAGUCUCAUGCCCGCGUUCGCGUCGAUGGCCUUCGCCCUCGCGCCGCCAGGCGCAGGCGACAGGCCCGCUUUCCUGAUGUGCUGGAAGUACUAUCGCAGGGCCAGCAUCGCUUGGGGCAUCCUGAGUCCCCUUAGCGGGGGGCUGUCGCUACUUCGCAUGGGCGACCCUGUGCGGAUCGCAAAGUUGGCAGACGCGCUCGUGGGCCAGGUGCCCGACGGCGGGGCCCCGAUGACGAUCUGGCGCGGGCGCCUCAAUUGGCUGACGCUUCGGCUCGCAGAGCACGGCGAGGAAGAAGCCAUUGCGGUGGGGCCUGCGAAGCUUGCGCAGCCGAAGUUGAAGGGCGGUGGGGCAGAAGCAGAGGGGGACGGCGAGCUCGACUACUUGGAAGAACUCUUGGGGGAGCUGAUUGAGGCUGGCGAGGAUUACCACGGCAGCGGGUACGAGGAGAAGCUCGCCGAGCACCCAGAAGACCAAGAGCUCGAGCCCGACGGGGAGAUGCCAGACGACGAGGGGCCCGCCGACGACAUCGGCGGGCCCGACAAUGCCGAGCCUGAUGGCGAUCGCGCCCCAAGCACGCCCCGCCUCGCACAAGCGCCACUCGCCGUGCGCGUCUCGGUGAACGAUUCGCGCGGGAGGCUCUCGGACGCGGUGGCUCGGGCCCGAGAUGCCGCUGGGAAGCCGCUCAUGAAAGGCGCGGUCAGCCUAGCAAUCAAGCCCGAUGGUCACCCAGUCCUAAUCAUUUGGGCACAGCCAGAAGUCCAGAUGGGGCGGCCGAUGCGGAUUGAUGAAUGGGGCAGGAUCAUUGCUUUGGCCGCGUGGCUGCAGCCAGAGGCCGACUUCCGCGACGCAGCCGUCGUGGUGGCGGACACGGGCAUGGCGCAGACGAAGGCCCCGAGGAAGCUGAGAGCGCACGCUGAGCCGUGGGUAUUGCUUCUGCGCUUGCAGGCCCACACGAGGCUACACCAAGGGCCGCUGGUCCCGCCUCCGAAGGAGAAGUGCGCGGUCUGCGCUGCUGAGGUGGAGGCGGACCCCCGCGCCGUCUUGCCCGACGAGCUCGCGCUCUACUACCGCUGCCAGAGCUGCUUGCUGCUGUGGCACGACUGCUGCGCGAGGAGGUGCGACGGCCCCAAUGACUUCGAUAACUUCGUGUGUCCCGUGUGCGCGUAG
Molecule: messenger RNA, 3813 nt
Organism: Prorocentrum cordatum
Lineage: Eukaryota; Dinophyceae; Prorocentrales; Prorocentraceae
Source: the annotation of a GenBank genome assembly